AUCAGACUACAGCUCCCAGAAACCCGUGUUGUUUUGACUGGCAGCGCAGAACCACUGCAUGGAAUAACGUCAUUGCGCGCGCGCUUGUAAACGUCUCUAUCAGAGGGCAACUAAAAGGUUUAGAUUAGGUGAUAGAUACCAGCGUACUUGUUUAUACCAAGAAUGUUAUUCAUUAAAAAAAACAUUAGCUAUCAUGUUAAUUGUGUAGAUUUUAUACGUAGCUGAGGUCACGUACGCUGUCUGUCACAUAUUUUAUUCUAACAUCCGUCGCACCGUUCCAUGAACUGGGCUUUCUCGCAAGACUUUGCAUGAAGGAAGCCUAACCAUCAUCAUACGAUCUGUUUAUUUUGGGCCAUUGACACUGGUUACGGACUCGUCUGCUUUAGCAAAAAUGAUGUCGUUUCCAGAAUGGCGUCUGUCAUUGAAGCUGGUCGACCAACCGUCCUUUCCCAAGUCGGUGCUACAGUUUCCCGAGAGCGAGCCCGGGGACGUUCCUCCUGGAGGAUAUCGCGUGGCAACGCUGAAGCAGCUCGUGUCUGCGCAGUUACCUGAUGCCGUCCCAGACCCCGACCUCAUAGAUCUGGUGUACUGUGGAAGGAAGCUGAAGGAUGAUCUGACCUUAGACUCCUAUGGGAUCGAGUCUGGCUCCACGGUGCACAUACUCAGGAAGGCAUGGCCAGAGCCUGAGGCCCAAGCAGAGCCGGUAGACCGAGCAGCAGCUGCAAGGGAAUUCCGUGUUCUGCAAACAGCCAUUCACACAAGCACAGCUUACAGGGACUCGGUGUUUAAAAUGCUCAGUGACAAGGAGUCUUUGGACCAGAUCAUUGUGGCCACACCAGGCCUGAGCACUGACCCUGUGGCUAUGGGAGUACUUCAGGAUAAAGAUCUGUUUGUGCAGUUCACAGACCCAAGCAUGCUUGAUGUGCUGAGCAGCUCUCACCCGGCGCUGGUGAACGCCAUCGUGCUGGUGCUGCACUCGGUGGCGGGUAGUGUGCCAACGCCCACCAGCGGCCCGUCCUCCCGCACGCUCUCCUCCAGCUCAUACGCAGACGUGCCAGGAGGGUUUCUGUUUGAAGGCCUGUCUGACGAUGAUGAUGACAUGCCGUCGGGCAGUCGUGGUGGCGGUGGGCCCUCUACCAGCAGCGGGGCACCGGUGGGCAUGCGGCCAGUGACACUUGGGUACAGUGGCACUCUCGGGCCACGCCCCAUCACCCAGAGUGAGCUGGCGACCGCCCUGGCAUUGGCCAGCACCCCUGAGAGCAGUGCGGCCACACCCACCACUGCCAACCAGGGUCCCUCCUCAGGUGUGUCUCCUGUGCCGGCCGGCACCCCCAUCACCAGUGACCUCUUUAACCAAGCCUUGCAGCAGGCCCUACAGGUCUCCAACAUGUCCUCCCUGCAGAGCCAGUGGCAGUCCCAGCUGCAACAGCUGAGGGAUAUGGGCAUCAGGGACGAGGAGCUCAUCCUGAGAGCCCUGCAGGCCACCGGCGGAGACAUCCAGGCCGCGCUGGAGCUCAUCUUCGCUGGGGGAGCACCCUGUCACCCACCCCCCACCCCCCACCCCCCCAUCGAGCCAGCAUGGAACUCAUUUUCAAAAGGGGGGAUGCACACUGACUGA
Molecule: messenger RNA, 1618 nt
Organism: Engraulis encrasicolus (European anchovy)
Lineage: Eukaryota; Metazoa; Chordata; Actinopteri; Clupeiformes; Engraulidae
Gene: ubl7a
Product: ubiquitin-like 7a (bone marrow stromal cell-derived)
Exons: 10
Coding region: 392-1618 (408 amino acids)
Biological process (GO): ubiquitin-dependent protein catabolic process
Cellular component (GO): cytosol
Molecular function (GO): polyubiquitin modification-dependent protein binding
Source: RefSeq, a predicted model, not a curated record